Molecule: messenger RNA, 1398 nt
Organism: Fusarium sp. VM40
Lineage: Eukaryota; Fungi; Ascomycota; Sordariomycetes; Hypocreales; Nectriaceae
Source: the annotation of a GenBank genome assembly
AUGUCUGCAAAGAGUCCCAAAAGCAAUUCACCGAAGUCACCUCAGUCUCCACAAAGGGAUGUACCCGCCGCUGCCCAUACGAUUGAGGUCGAUGAUGAUGUAGAGGAGGAUGAAGAUGAUCCAGGUCUUGGGGCCGACGCCGAAAGUUCCACCGCUUCUAUCACAUCGAGCAUUCUGCACUACCGCACCAUCAAUGGGAGGACGUACCACAGCGAGAGAGGAAACGCAGCCUACUGGGGUUCCAACGAUGAGCGACAAAGCGAGGCUAUGGAUAUCGCUCAUCACAUGUUUACGCUUGCACAAGAUGGUGAAUUGCACCUUGCCCCAUUGAAAGAUGAUAUUCAGAAAGUCCUCGACGUAGGAUGCGGAACAGGAAUUUGGGCAAUUGAUUUCGCCGACAAGUACCCCAGCUGCGAAGUUAUCGGUACCGAUAUUUCGCCUAUCCAACCUUCAUGGGUACCACCGAAUGUGAAAUUUGAGAUCGAAGACUGCAGCCAAGACUGGACUUACCCUCCAGAUUCCUUCGACUACGUACACUUGCGAUACCUGGUUGGAUGUAUUCCUGACUGGGACAAGCUCUUUCAAGAAGCUUACAAGGUCCUCAAGCCAGGUGGUUGGAUCGAAACCUUUGAAGCCUCACCGACGAUCGAAAGUGACGAUGGUACUGUUAAACCAGACUCGGCAAUGGCGCAGUGGGCCCCUAUCUUUAUCGAAGCCUCGAAGAAGAUUGGAAAUACCUUCACGGUUAUUGCGGAUGACAUCCAACGGUCAGGCAUCGAGAGAGCUGGUUUCAUUGACGUCAAUCAAUGGGAUUCAAAGCAACCCUUGAAUCCCUUUCCUAAGGACCCAAAGCUCAAAGAGAUAGGACACGGAGGGAUACUGGAUAUCGUGUCGGCACUGUUCUACGCGAUUCUGCCUAUUUUCUUGCUCAAGGGGUUGCAGAUGGGCCUCCGGACCAAGAUAGCCAUUAUAAUAUUGUUGGGACUUGGCGCAGGUACUGUUAUUGUCAGUAUUGUGCGGCUGAAGAGUCUGAUCCAAAUCGUCGGAUCUAAGGAUAUUGCUGCUGCAUUGGACCUCCAGCUCGACUCUGUCCUCGAGUUCGGUAUCUCUAUCUUAACCGCUUCCUUGGUUGCCUUCCGCCCUCUCAUCAAGUAUAUGCCUUUCGGCAGUCAUGGACGUAGUUCCAGCCCGGGGGGGCAUACUGGGGAAGGCUCUCGUGGUCCAGGGGCCAGCGGCUCAAACAAUUUCGAAAUGAACCGUCGUAAAUACAUCCACGUUUCUGACCCGAACCGCGUGGACUCUGACGAUGGGGACAGCCAACGCAACAUCUUACCAGAUGCAGAUAAUGGCAGAGACUGGAAGAAAACUGACGCUACCAUAACGCCAAAAGACAAAUAG